CUUGAGACUGAAAAUUCUUCGCGAUCUUGCUAACAGCUGCAGUUCAACUUGAUCGUCUAUCAAAAGUAUCUGGCUGUCACCUUGCAAGCCAAGUGAAUCGAUAAACAUCCUUCCGAGGGCAUCUCACAUACUCGAGUAUUACCUGAAAUUGGGAACGAUGUUGAACGUAUUGCGAUCUGUUCUUCCAACGAUGGGCGACGCGUCUUUAACACCAGAGAUGUUAGAACUAAACCAGAAGAUCGAGAGUGCCAGACAAGCUAUCCAGGACGCUCCUGAUGAUUCUUUCAAAUUGGACUAUCUGGGCAAUCUUCUUGGCGUCAGAUACUCGACACUGGGAAGACGGAACGAUCUCGAAGAAUCGAUCCAGUUCGCACGCAAAGCUAUCAGUGCAGCGCCCAGUGAAGAUCGUGGCCGCAAUCGAUAUCUGAACAGCCUUGUUGUGGGGCUCGGGGAUCGUUACUUGAAGACCGGCAGCGUGGCGGAUCUCAACGAGGCAAUUGAGAUAGCGGAAGCAGUUGUCAACUCAACUUCGAUGAACGACCCCAAUUGGCCGGCGUAUGCAAACAACUUCGCGUCUCAGCUUAAUAGUAGAUUUUCACAAGAAGGGUCGGCGGCUGACCUUGAAAAGGCGAUCAAGUUCUGGCGCAAAGCAGUCGAGGUGUCUGAACGACUCCAAACUCCACAGGAGAUAUGGGCAAACAACCUUGCCAUCGCGCUUGGUGCAAAGUUCCAGCUGUCAGGUGAACAAAACGACUUUGAUGAAGCGAUCCAGAUCACACGGAGUGUCCUCGACAAUACUGCAGCAGAUCAUCCUCAUCGAGCACGACGCCUGAACACCCUCGCAAAUCGGCUCGCCGAUAGAUAUGCAAGAUCAUGGGCAGUACUAGACCUUGAAGAAGCUAUUGAGAAGGCACGCGAAGCUGCUGCCUUGAUACCAGACGACCACCUUGAUCGAAACGCAUAUCUCAACAACCUCGCAUUGCUUCUUGGCGAUAUGUACACAAGAACAGGAAGUGUUGAGGCGUUAAACACAGCCAUUGACAUCGGCCAGAAAGUGCUCACCACAACGCCCAAAGACGAGCCCAGCCGUGCCGGAAGACUAAACAACCUCAGCAUUCAGCUCCGAUACAGGUACGUUCAGAAGAAAGCGGCGGACGGACUUGACAAGAGUGCUUUGACAGACCUCGAUGAGAGUAUCAAGUGUCUGCGAGAGGCUGUGAGUCUGGUCGGGCCGAAACAUCCAGAUCGAGCUCAAUGGUUGAAUAACCUUGGGGUUCCCCUCGGUGACAAAUACAAAGAUACAGAGGAUAUGUCAGUAUUACAGGAGUCAAUCAAGAUCAUGCAGGAGGCUGUUGCAACACUCCCAGAAAACCAUGCUGAUCGGGCUGCUUACUUGAACACCCUGGGAGAUCGACUGGCGGAUCGAUACUUAAAGACAAGAGCAAAAGAAGAUCUCUCAGCCGUCAUUUCGUCAUACCGAUCGGCUCUAUACCAUUCGAAUUCGGUAGUACUUCAUCGCAUGACAAGUGGUCGAAAGGUUCUCAGAUAUCAUUCAGUCAGGGCGGAUUGGCAAGAGGCUUACCAAGAUGCCCGGGCUGCCGUUGAGCUAAUCCACAACCUGACUGAGCGGACACUCUGUGACAGUGACAAGCAGUAUAUGCUCGGACAGAUCGUUGGUCUAGCUUCUGAUGCGGCUGCAACAGCAUUGAAUGCAGGGCAGGAACCUCUAAUUGCGCUAAGCUUACUUGAGCAAGGGCGUAGUGUGCUUAAAGCAUUUUUGGGCGAGAUGCGAACAGAUCUCAGAGAUCUUCAAGCCAAACGCCCUGAUUUGGCGAGAGAAUUCAAUCGUCUUGGAGGGAUUUCGAACUCCUCAGGGACGAAAGACCUUCCUGGAGAUCAAGAGGAAAAUUGGCCUCCCGCACAAGACGUUGCCACCAUUCGUUCUCGCGCAACAUUCGACUUAGAAAACCUUAUUUCCGAGGUUCGCGAAUAUUCCGGUUGUGAAUCCUUCCUGCUUCCUCCAAGUGAUAAAGGUAACAUAGCUGCCGGAAAAAAUGGGCCGAUCGUUGUCAUCAAUGUCAGUGAGCUGCGCUCCGACGGAAUACUGAUCGAAUCUAGCGGGUUAAGAUGCAUCCCACUACCACAUCUCCGGCCGACAGAAAUUGAAGAGAUGUCUGAACAGGUCGAUCGAGGGAGUCCAGCGAUCUUGGAGCGCCUUUGGAGUGUCGUCGCAGAACCAACACUGCAAGCUUUAGGAUAUGCUGCAGAAGCAAAAAUCGACCAAGUUGUUGCUGCAGCAGGCCUUGAAGAGAAUGAGGUAGCAGAAAUGGCAGCAAUGGCAGCGAAAAGCCCUGAUCAGCGAAGCACGUCUCAGGGCAUAUUUCAGGAUGAGGCUUCCGAAAGCGACACUGAAGCAGCAAUCUUGAAGAUUCUAGACGGAGACGUGCCACAGUUCAUUGUACCUAAAGAGAAAGAGCCCCACCAGAUCAGGAAACGAAAAGUUCAGGCAGCGAAAAAGGCUGUGGCUGAAGGGCCAGCAUCGGAGCGUUUGAACAACGCACCCAACCCCGUCCUUAGCAGUCCUAUUCGUUCGAUCCCAGUCCGGACCGCAAAGCCAAAAUUCAUCUCGCCCAUGGGGUAUUUCUUGGCAAAUGACGCAGUACUAAAGUUAUUGGAGUUGGUCCCUCAUCUACAUCACCGACUUGUACAAGGCCAGCUAUCUGGGCAACAUGGCAGUCCUAUAUCACAGGAUGGCGAAUACGUCCCACUAGGCCCUUCAGCUAUCAACCCAGAGCCAAAUAAUGAUACAAUCGAAGCUAAGGGCGAGUAUCUUAGUAGACAAUCACUUAUCUCCAAUAAUCGAGGCUUUCAGAGUAUGGAACUUGUAGAAAGGUGGCUUCGGAUCUCAGAUCCAGUCGAAACUGUGCGUAGUAUAGGGCUGCAACCCAGCGUUAGUGAUGAUGUGAUCACUUUCGAUGGUCUCGCCUCUUGCGAGGAACUUAGUACCGGAAUGACCGUUCACCAGAGCAUGAAUGCGGAACUUGAUGAGCAAGACCCGCUCAAAUGUCAUGGUGAUGUUCUGGUUGCUAGAAGCGCCUCAAUUUUGCCGGUCAGUGAAGCGGACCGAGAGUUCAGUCAGAAAGUCGCGGAUGAAGAGGAUCGCCAAUCAGUACAGUCGAUAGAAUCGUCCACCACACGCCAAUCAGUACAGUCGAUACAAUCGUCCACCACACGCCAAUCAGCACAGUCGAUAGAAUCGUCCACCACGCUUGUAUCAUCAAUCAGUGGUUACACCUCGGUAGAGAUAGCAAGUGCCACGUUUGAGCUGAGAAGAAUACUUCAAGGAGAUCAACGUCUCCUUAAACUGUAUCGACUGGCUACCGAGAACGCAGAAAUUGGCUCCGAUGGAUUACAGCAAAAUCUUGGCCGCUUGCUCAAGCAAAUGUCGCAAGAUUUGAGAGUGGAAGCAAACAAGGAGCUGGAGGAACUGGCAUCACGCUUCGUUGAGCUGAAAGCAAGAAGCAUGGCUCAUUGCAUUGUGGAGGAUCUCCGUGUGACACGAGUUGUACCGCAGCGACCUGCUGAAGAGAAGGAUGGGGAUAGUGAAAGCGACCACGAAGACAAUUCGAUCAACGAAGACCGAUUUGAGGAUCUGACAAUUUUUCGAACAUUUCUAGUCGAGAGUCAAGCCUUCCAAACUUUUCAAUCACGAUUAGCGGCAUUCGUCAUUCCUAAACCAACACAGGCCACCGAAGCGAAGAUUACAGAUGAGAACACAGAUCUGAACGAGCAGAGACCGGAGUCUAUCUGUCGUACAGGCUGGUUCAGAAACUUCUGCAUGGCCAUUCGAGAAUGCGUUACAACAGGGUUCGUAGAACCACAAAUUGCGCCGAAAUCUGUCCGAGUAAAAUGGCAUUGUAGAUGUGGCGAUGCCUUUUCCAGCGACGUGUUUGAGUACCGCUCAGGUGGCAUCCACAGACUCAAAGAGCGGAUGCAGCGUUCCGGGUGUCGCAAUGUCACCAUCACAACUUGCAAUCAGCAGCUUCCCCGAAACAGUUUCACGCUUCAGACUCCACCAUGGCUUCAAAAAGUCAAAAGAAAGAUGUCAGCCACUUUGUCAUUGUUCACAAGGGCCUCGCCUGAUGAAAUGUACUUACCUCAACACAAAACCUCAAAUGUUGUGCAAGCCUCCAAAGCUACGAAGCCGAGCAAGCCUGUCUCACACCGCGAAUUAUACCUCAUGUCGUGCAUACACCGCACGCAGCACCAUAUCACAGUUACUCAAGAUCUCCUUGAAGAUAUCACGACUGACCAACAGCUUUUUUAUUUCCUCAAACACCAGCUCAAACUGUACCGUGGCAGCUUCCGCAAUCUACUAUCUAUGCGCCGUGUUCAAAGGAUCUUCUUUGUAAAAUUUCGCCUCCACAAGAACAGCGUAGCCCAAGUCCGCCACCACACAUACUGCUGCACCCAAAGCAUCUGCGAAUGCAUCCCCCCGCAACACAAAGUCAUAAAGCCCCCUAUGGGCUCUGGUGAAUACGCCUGUAACCCGUCUGGGCCCCCAGAUACCUGGCCGCCUGUGUGUCCUGAAUUCAUGAUGCAUAUGUUCUACUCUCCGCAAUGCAUAGCUAAGGACGACACUUUAGUUCUUGAGCAGAUUCCGAAGAAGAUGGACUGUAGACUUGACGAGACAAGCGGGUCGCGGUUAGAGGGUUGGGGGUUGUACUUUCAGGAAGACAUUGAUGUUAGCACAAUUAUUGUUGUUCUGUUUACGACGUUGUUUGUAGCUAGUUUGUUGUUUCUUAUCAUCUGGACAGUACUCAAAGAUGAUAUUCAGGGGGCUUCUGGGGUUAGUGCGUACAUUGUGGCGGUUGCGAGUAUGGCGGGGAUAUGGGUUUGUACGAAAAGUAAGAGUUUUGGAUGAGGUAAUGAUUAUCGAAAGGUGCUGAAGUUCGCUUACCAAAAGACGAGUUGUGGACUUAUACGGUCAGUGGAUUCCGAUUCUACUGUAGUGGGUACGGGUAGUUCGGUGGUACCGAAGCCAAUUGUACGAAUUACCAAGUUGAUUUUGACUAUUGAAAACAGAAAGGUUAUUUGAGUGUCGACUUGUAGUAUUUUAGUUGUUAAAAGCUAAGAGAAAGCAUACUAUUAGGAUGCUUCGUCAGCAAGAGUACUAUGUAGCGGUGCGUUUUCUUCGAUAAUUAAUUCCUACAUAAAUAAGACCAACUUGGGGGAUACUUGCUAUUUCAAUAGCCGUGUCUAUAGAAGCCCGGCGUUUCCUAAUAACGCGGCACAAGGGCAAUCCCGAAGCCACUAGAGCGAGAGAGUAGAUCUAGAUUCCCUACAAUUAGUGC
This is a messenger RNA of Boeremia exigua, 5354 nucleotides long. RefSeq lists its product as uncharacterized. Bases 158 to 4924 code for a protein of 1588 amino acids. The transcript has 3 exons. Gene Ontology annotation, molecular function: protein binding. The record is from RefSeq and is a predicted model, not a curated record. Lineage: Eukaryota; Fungi; Ascomycota; Dothideomycetes; Pleosporales; Didymellaceae.